This is a messenger RNA of Rhopilema esculentum, 1714 nucleotides long. Its product is annotated as polycomb protein eed-B. NCBI's taxonomy places the organism in Eukaryota, Metazoa, Cnidaria, Scyphozoa, Rhizostomeae, Rhizostomatidae. The record is from RefSeq and is a predicted model, not a curated record. Gene Ontology annotation, molecular function: protein binding.
UUGAUGACUCUGUUGCUGGCACUGGUUGCUGGUUGGAAAUAGAUGUCGCUGCGCUGGAUUUCGCCUCAGACGGAUUUGUUUUGGUGAAAGAGAAUCCACGCGCGCUUUUUAAUGGCAGAAAGUAGGUGAAAAUUUCAAAAUGUCGUUUGAAACAAACCAAAGCGGAGAUACCACUUUUAAACUGGAGCUUGAUGAAGACACAUCGUCGAUGCAGACUGAAUCAGAGGACCUCAACAGCCCACAGGUUAACACUGAAAAUGAAAUGAAUGAAAGUGGGGAUGAAAGUGACUCAUCAAACACUAUAUCAUCUUCACAAGCAUCAAAAAAGAAGCAAAAAUCUGAUGGAUAUGGGAAGAGAAAGAGAAGAAAAAGAGUGUUUGGUUCACAGCAAUAUCAGAAAACCAAAGCUUCCUAUAAAUGCACAAACUAUUUAAAGGAAGAUCACAAGCAACCAAUAUUUGGAGUACAGUUUUAUCAGUUAUUAAAUGAUGAUGAAAAAGAUCCACUUGUGUUUGCAACUGUUGGAAGCAAUCGGGUUUCAGUUUACAAAUGUGAAGAAGGCUCUGGAAGAAUAACACUGUUGCAGAAUUACUGUGACUCUGAUCCUGAAGAAAAUUAUUAUACUAGUGCAUGGUCAUAUAAUACUGAAACAUCUGAUCAGAUCUUGGCAUUUGCUGGUGUGAAAGGAGCCAUCCAUGUUGUGAGUGUUGCAAGAAGGCAGAGCACCAAGUACUAUCAAGGCCAUGGAAGCAGUAUAAACGAGCUUCGCUUUCAUCCAGUGGAACCGCUGUUGUUGUUUUCAGCAAGUAAAGAUCAUUCGAUAAGGAUUUGGAAUAUCAAAACUGAUAUAUGCGUUUGUGUACUUGGAGGUGUCAAUGGUCAUAGGGAUGAAGUUCUAAGCAUUGAUCUUGACAUACUUGGAACAAAGCUGGUAUCAUGUGGUAUGGAUCAUUCUUUGAAGAUUUGGCCCUUGGAAACAGAGAAGUAUAAAAUGCGAAUAGAUGAUUCAUUCAAACAUGAUCCAACAGCUGAUUCAAGGAGCUUUUUACCGCUCAAUGUGCAUUACCCGGCCUUUUCGACACGAGAUGUUCAUAGGAAUUACGUAGACUGUGUUCGAUGGUAUGGCGACCUUAUCCUUUCAAAGUCUUGUGAUAAUAAAGUCAUACUCUGGAAACCAAAAAUGCCAAUGGACAAACUGCUUCAAAAGCAAGGUGCAUCAGAAACUGGGGUUUCUGUACUUCACAAAUUCGAGUUCAACCAGUGUGACAUUUGGUUCAUCAAAUUUGCAAUGGAUUUCAAUUUAAAACUUCUUGCCGUUGGCAAUCAAACUGGAAAAAUAUUCCUUUGGGAUCUAGAUGUUAAUCAACCAGCAAAUGCAAAAUGUGUAUCUUUGACUUAUCCAAAGUGCACAACAACUAUUAGACAAAUCUGUUUCAACAAAGAUGCAAGCGUGUUGAUUGCAACUUGUGACGAUGGAACAGUAUGGAGGUGGGACAAACAAUCUGGAUGAAAAGGACUUUCCCAAAAAUUAGUUUUUACUUCUGUUGUUACAAGAAAGCAACUUUUAAAGUCAAAACCAGCCCAUCUUGGACUUAAAGAUAUUUUAACAAAAACUUUCCAUUUGUAUAGAUUAUAAAAUUGUAAUUAGUUACUCCAAGUAAUCAGGAAAUGUUCAGAGGAAAUCAUUUGGAUUUUGCUAUCAUAUACUGUUGAA